Lethenteron reissneri (Far Eastern brook lamprey) is the source of this 3739-nucleotide messenger RNA. Its product is annotated as mis18-binding protein 1-like. The record is from RefSeq and is a predicted model, not a curated record. NCBI's taxonomy places the organism in Eukaryota, Metazoa, Chordata, Hyperoartia, Petromyzontiformes, Petromyzontidae. Gene Ontology annotation, cellular component: chromosome, centromeric region.
UGAGGGAGGAACCCCGCGGUGUGGCUGAGAAGUUUUUGGCGCCGUGGUGGCUGAGGUAGAAGCACUACUAAUAAUAAUUAUAGUAGUUGGUUGUGGUUGUCUCAUGAAUGAACCGAACCAAGAGCAGUCUCACGACUCGCCCCCCGCCCGACAAGUGGAUUGAGAAUCCAAGAUCAAAUAAUUUUUUAAUCGGCAUAAGAAGAUAUCCCAACAAUUAAAAAAUUAUGACAGAGACCAGCAGACAACAUAGCCUCGUUCGAGAUAACCAGAACAAGGCUUGCUGGAAAAGCUUCGGUUGCAGCCAGAUGCACGGAGAAGACCUGCUCAGUAGUAAGGACGUCCGCCACCAGCCUGCCAAACCCCCGGGCAAGAAGAUCGUGCUGACGAACUGGAUUAUUCAGCCGCUGGAUGAUUUCUCUGCAGUUUGUCUUGUAGGCCGUCGGCUACAUGGUCACGUGGAAGUAAAAUGGAACAACAAUGGAUUUUGCUGCACUGCCCUCUACUGCCCACAAUCUACCAUUCUCAAGUUUUCGUCGCAUUUUCACUUAUCUCCUCGUGUUCCUCAGCUCCGCCUCGCAGAAUGAGGAGUAUUGGCACAGUAGUGCCAUAGUGAAACGGAUAUCGGCCCAACGAUUUGAGACUGCUUCAGGUUCCAUUUACAUACUUGAAGGCUGCAUCAAUGCCCAAGAUGCACGAAUGGAAGCUGGCUUUUCCUGGAAUAUGAUAAAAACAUUUAAACAUGGAUUUCCCGAAGACUGGAAACUAUUUAUUGAUAAAUACCUCGUUGUUCAGAAAGAGAGGUGGAAUAGCAGCACCGGUAAAUCCACAUCGCUCCAUGAUGAGCAGAUGGAUUGUCUCACAUCUUCUGCAAUGAAUGAGCUACCCUCUAAAGUGGCGGAGAGGACGAGUGACACCGUGAUGAAGUUAAUUGAACGUGACAUACGUCUCAUCACUCCGUGUGCCAUUCACCUCUAUACUCUCCAGCCCAAGCAACUUGGUGAACGACAAGACGGGCGAAGCAACACGGAAAAUAAUUUCUCUACCCGAACAAAACGCAAGAGAGACCCGUUGGAGAAGCCUCUCCGCUCCCAAGAAUGGAGUGCUCAGUCUGUACUGGAGUCCCACAAGUGCAGCAUCAAUGACAAGAAAGUGAAACAUUCUGUUGUCGUGCUUGAUAAAAUUUGUGUUAAAUCUCUGACCAUGGAUCCUUUGCAAGAGUUCCCCCCGUGCCUCAAUAUGAGCCGAGAAUCUCAGGAAAAUAAUCCAAGUGCUCUUAUGGGUGUGCGAACAAGAGGAGACACUGAGGAGAACCCAGUGAAUCCUGGCAAAUUUGCCAAUAAGGAAAAGACGUUGACUUCCGAGAGCUCUGUUAGCAAACAAAGAAUAAACUUGAAACAAAAACGUGGAAAAGGAAAUUAUCAUGCCACAUCCAUCAUGAGAAGACAUGCAAGCGUGGAAAGUUUCAACAAAGAGAAUGCAGACAAGGCUUGGCUAGAAAGAAAAGGAGUGAAGAAGGCCAUGUUGCUACAAAGCGAAACCGUCACCCAUUCAAAAGACGACCAUAAACACAGAAGCUUGAGGGGUAAACCUUCCUCCAAGACCCAAAAGUUUAAGACACAGAAGAAAGGCUUUAAGGAGACUAAAUCCAAAACCCGAGGUACUUCCAGGAAAAUAAAGUCCUCAUCUACCCGCCGCAAGAGAGAAUCCACCACUGAAUGGAGCAAAGAGGAGUUGGCAAGGUUGUACAGCGUUGUGGACAGUUUCCCAAAGAAAAAGUCGAUCUUGUGGAAUCAAGUGUCCGAUGCGGUGGGCUGCCGCACGGCAGAUGACUGCAAGAAGCGUUACAAAAUGGGUUCCAAGCUCCUACCGAUUUCCCGAUUUACAUCAGAGGCAACCAAGGUUUCUGGCAAGCUUCAAGAAAAAGAAAAUGAAACUGUGAGGAUCACGGCCAGGGUGGGAACCCUUAAACGCAAGCGACAAGUGCAUGAAUAUCUAGACCAUCUGGCCAAGGAUGACUACAGUGACCCCUUCGCUUCUGGCGCUUCACCCAUCUAUGUUGGCAAGAAGAUUGUGAUACCGUCUGUGAGUGCGAUGAAGACAGAUGAUCUCGGUCAUCUGCAAACUCCAGGGGCAGCAACGCCUAAGUCUCCAUUAUCAAUGUCCUUUGGUGUCCUGGCUAACAACCACAUUAGUCCGGGAAUGCUGGAGCCUGUGCACAGGAAAGACGCAGACCGAUACAUCUUCCAGAUGCAACGCAGCAAGGUCGGAUGCAAUUGGGGUAAUCUUAACCUAAAAAAGAAGGUGUGCAAGGAUGAUUCUCACAAGAGAACCACCACCCCAAUAAACCAUUUCACAACUGAGAGGGCAGCAGUUCCAACGCUGGCUAGCAAUGGCAUUUUAAUUGAAGAUAAUAUUUUGCCAAAUAGCCUGGACAAGGACAGCGACGAAGAGGAAGAUUACUACUUUUCUGAAUGAGUUCCAAAAUAUUUGGAGCACAUUCAAACACAUCUCAGCUGAAUGUUUUCUCACUUGUAGUUCCUUAGUAUCAUAUCGGAUUGGCUGUACAUAAAAACACUUUGCUUACUUUAUUAAGUAACCAGGGUCUAAUGGGUGUCAUAAUAAAAGCACAUGUAUUCACAGUUACCACUGACAGUAAUUCGUCUUUAAGAGAAAGUAACAAUUGCAAAAAAAUGUAUGGAAACAAUGCUUCAGACUUACGAACUGACGUGCGAUAUAUGGAGCUGUAAUAUAUGUACAUUUUCAUCCACUGAAUUUAUAAGUUUACUAUUGACAUGUUAAGAUGCAACAAUGUUGAUAAUAUUACGUUUACCCUUAAUGCUUUAUCAACUUGAAUGAUUAUCCAAUAUUUGUAAAAAAAAAUAUUGAGACGCGUGCAGAGUUAUAGCACAUUUCCACACAUUACAUUUUACAGUCACAUUUUAAGUUAGGAAUUAGGCAUAGAUUCAGCCGGCAGAGAUUCAAAAUCUGAAGCUUUAUUUGAGACUGCGUGAGGAAUCCGAUGUGCUAUGAAGCUCUUUGUCACAGAUGUCCAGCAGGCUUCAUGCUAAAGGAAAACAGAUUUUUAAAAUUGCUGUGUCAAGUCAAGUAAAAGGGCUUUAGGAAUCCAAUAUUCAAAUAGUUUUCCACGAUGGGUAUUUAAGAAGACCAACACAGGUGAUAGCAUUGUAAACAUACAAAUACAUAAACAUAGCAGGUGCCUUGUACAUUAAAAUUGCAGUGUGGAUUUCUCUUUGAAAGUUUUAUUCUGCUUAAUACAUCUGUAUCCAUUUCCAUUUUUUUUAUGUCAGCACUUGCUUCUUGAGUGCUGGAAAUUAUGUAAUUGUUGUAGACGACAAUUUUACUCUCACUAAUAAUCUGUACAAAUUGAUUACAAUACGAGUGGAAUUGUCGUACGGUUGAUUUGAAUGCUUUGCUUUCGCCAUUAAUCUUGCAAAGCUCGCGUCGUUGCUGUUAUGUACGAGUAUAAUAUUCACGUAAAGCAGGUGAAUCCACAUGUGCAGUGUCACUGUUCCUCCGGAUCCAAUGUCGAAAAGUAUGCUCGCAUUCAACCAACAACGGUGAGGUCUGCUCAAAUACCCGGCAAGGUGUGUGCCCUCCACGAGGGGCUUGUCUGCAUGUUUAACUUAUGCUGGUAGAACCUCCUGGUUACACCAGCCCACAGGGGAUUAUUGUGUCCGUCCGUCGUGCAUCCAAAAAUGGAAGGGGUGGGGCUGGGUCU